Pangasianodon hypophthalmus (striped catfish) is the source of this 4446-nucleotide messenger RNA. RefSeq names its product cysteine-serine-rich nuclear protein 1b (gene csrnp1b). The record is from RefSeq and is a predicted model, not a curated record. Lineage: Eukaryota; Metazoa; Chordata; Actinopteri; Siluriformes; Pangasiidae. Gene Ontology annotation, molecular function: DNA-binding transcription factor activity, RNA polymerase II-specific; sequence-specific DNA binding. Gene Ontology annotation, cellular component: nucleus. Bases 417 to 2141 code for a protein of 574 amino acids. The transcript is spliced from 5 exons. Gene Ontology annotation, biological process: regulation of transcription by RNA polymerase II.
UUAGAUGAUUGGAAGUAGUGAUGUUAUGUGAGGACAGCUCGCCGGGAAAGCAGGAAGCGGCGUGGGCAGGUCUCUCUCUCCCUCUCUCUCUCUCUCUCUCACACACACACGCGCACACACUCAGUGUGUGUGUGUGUGUGCGUGUGUGUGUCACCGCCUGCGUCAGACGCCAGGAGGGAGUUUUCCACUGACGAAAAAGGCUGCGCUGCUGAGCGGUCCGCCUCAGACAAGGCAAAAACGCUUCAGCUGCUACAGCAGAAAGACACAAAAGCCCAGCCUCUGUGCGACCGUGUUUGCCUGGAUUACUUCUCCCUGUUCCGUCAUUUUUUACAACAAAAAAAACCAAAAACUCUAUUGUGAUUUUCACUAAUGGUGAUCGGAUACUCAGUUCCUUGGUUGAUCAGCACUUUAGCGCCAUGAGUGGGCUUCACAAGAGGAAGUUUGAGGAGGUGGAGGAGGACCCAUGCUACUCUUCAUCCUCUCCCUCGUCUCUCUCCUCCUCUGCCUACUCCGGCUGGGACUCAGAUGGCGAGAGCUGCUAUUCGGACACCCUGGACUCCACGCCCAGUAACCCGAGCUCACCAGCAGCGUCGCUCAACACCACCUCAAUCCUCAAAAAGACCAAAAGACCACGGAGGGGCAAUGUGCAGUUUGAUCAGGUGACCGUCUUCUUCUUCCCACGGUGCCAGGGUUUUACCAGUGUACCUAGUAGAGGUGGAUGCACACUGGGCAUGUUGCAGAGGCACAGUGCACAGCGCCGCUACACGCUGGCAGAGUUUGCUAUUGAACAGCGCCGCCUACGGCGCGAGAAGAUCAAGAACAGAAUGAAAGAAGAGAAACUGGAGGCUCUGAAACAGAAGCUGACUAAGAAUGGUACACAGGAGUCCGAAGAGGCGGACCGGCUGACUGUGGAUGAUAUCCCCGAGGAAGAGAUCGAUCUCAGCGGUGUGAACUUGGACAGUGGGUCAUUCCUCCACCCCUACCCAUCCAAGAGGCGGCACGCCAUCCUGAAAGCAGCCGGAGUGAAGAAGAUUGACAAGGAAGAGAAGAGGCAGCUGCAUGAGCUGCGCAUGUCACGGGAAGACUGUGGCUGCGACUGCCAGGGCUUCUGCGAGCCCGAAACCUGCAGCUGCAGUUUGGCUGGCAUCAAGUGUCAGAUGGACCACUCAUCCUUCCCCUGUGGCUGCACCAAGGAUGGCUGUGGGAAUACAGAGGGCCGCAUUGAGUUUAACCCCAGUCGUGUUCAGACCCACUACAUUCACACCAUCAUGAAGCUGGAGCUAGAAAAGCGUCUGGAGGAGCAUGCUUCUGAAAAUGAGGCCACUUCAGAUGAGCAGCCCAAGAUGAGCUCUGGAGACCUCUGUCCAGCAGAGGGUGGCGGUGAGCCUAACAGCUCAAGCUUUCAUUUCAACUCUGAAUUGGCAGCAGCUGAAGAGAACAGCUGUAGUAGUGACAUGACGGACUCCUCUAGUUCUUCGGGUCAGAGCGAGGACUUGGAAGCGGCUGACGCACCUCAGAGUGAACAGUCCUCUUUGGACGUGGAUGAGAACGGACUUGCACAAAUCCUGAGCUUCAGCGACACUGAUAACGAUGAAUGCUCUCUACAAUGCAGGGAUGCCGGCUGCAGCCAAGAGCAGAGAAGGACUGAGCCGUCGUCUGUAGGAUACGGCAUCUUCAGUACUGUGGAAAACGUGGACAGUGAUGAUAACGCUUGCACACCACAAACAGACUCUACAGACAGAGCGGCGGCUGUGUCCGAGCUCUUGGAUGAAAACGCAAAUCAAGACGACACACUCUUUCACAGCGGAUCAGUUCCUAACACACCGUCUCCUACGAUCGAUAAUUACAUGGACCUGAGCCUCUCCUCGGAGUCUGACUUGGAGUUCUUUGACGGCUUCCCCUGUCUAGGGCCCAGCUCGCUGUACAACUCUCUCAAGGAGUAUGAACAUUUGGACAACUUUUUUCAGUUUCAGUUGCCUGCCCACCCCAGUUUUCCACAAGUCAAUGACCAAGGCACCGGUCUCUUGGAGUCGCUGAUUGGUUUGUCAGAAUCUGUACCAGAACCACCUGCUACGUUCACAGACAAUCAGAUGCUGGAAGAAGCCAUGAAGUUGUCUGUGAUGGAGUAUGUAAAAGUCUGAAGUGGUGGACGUGUAAUAUUAAACACUAUGAAAAAGAGUAUACAAUUGUAAAUGAAUACAGCUUUAAUGUAAUUUUGUAAUUUAUGGCAGCCUCUGGCUAUCAAGGCCAUCAAAAUUUGCAUUAGUUGCCUUGAAAAUGUUAGCAGUCUUAUUAUUAUUAUUAUUAUUAUUAUUAUUAUUAUUGCCAUCAAAGUGGCAGCUAAUAUUUCGGUUUAAAGUCUUUGGCUGCCGGGCUAAGAAUAUUUGUACAUAUGGCCAGGAAGGUUGAGCUGAAUUUGUCACCCACAUUGGUGUUACUAAUAUUAUUACUAUUGAUAAGAUUAUUUAUAUGAACUUUACACAGGGCACAGAUGGGAGUCUUUAAAAAAUGCUGAUUAUGCACCUCAGGGACUUUUUCUAGCUUUUGGAAGCAAUGUAUUGUGACCAUACAUCGCUGUGAUGGACACUAUUUGGCUCUUCUGAGAAUUUCCACCAAAACUCAAACAGCAUUUUAAAGACCCCUUUAGGGUUUUUCCGUCUCUGUCACGUUUGUACGGUCUGUACGUAAUCACAAAGCUAGAGGAAGACUCCUCUUUUUCCACAAAAUGGCUCAUUGGGAUCUAUAAUGGUACACGAAUCUCCCCAAAGGCUCCUCAAUUAGCACUUUACCUGUGAAAAUAUCGAUGAAACUCAAGUGGGGGGCGGAUGGGUUGCUGACGUGUUGACUCCUUUGCAUUCAGUAGAGACGCCGCACCAUUUUUUGGUGUUUGGAGCGUCAAAAGUUAGCACAAAAGUUAAGAUACCGAGCAUUUGUGUUAUUUUAUUAACACGCCAUGAAUAUUUCAGUUUUAAAAUCUCAUUAAAUACUCAUUGUGGAGAAUCAUUGCAUAACUGUGAUAUCUAUUUACCAUUACUACUUAUUACUCUAUUUAUUCCUUAGGUUUUGAGUUUAUUUAUUUAUCUCUGAACACCAACUGAGUAUCUGAGCCACUCUGAGCUCUGGAAAAGAGAAACAUGCAGCUUCUUUGUGAGAUUUUUGGGCCGUUUCUCGACGCUCAAUCCAUUCACAUUAACUAACUUGUGUGACACAAAUUUCAGUUAAAUUAUUUCACGUUUCAUUUCAGUAGUAUACUAAUUUAUUAAAUAGUUGCGCAAUAAAAAAAGAGCGGUGUUAAAAAGUUUACUCUAUGUGCCUGUUAAUCUAAGGAGCCAUGGUUGCUGGUCUAUUGUAAAAAAGAAAGUUCUUUUCUAAGUGAUAAGCGUUAAAAAAAAAAAACAACUAAAAAAAACAACCUACCUAUUUCCUAAGAUCAGAACUGCAUUAUUGCCCUUGAUGUUGCCUACAAUAUAGAGAAUUACACUAAAAUUUUCUAAUUUAUGUAGAUUUGAGAGAAUUCUAAUCUCUAUCAGUGACAAACUAUUUUAUUAAAAAAAAAAAAAAAGCCAAUUUUCAUCAAAUAUUGAAACAUUUGUAAUAUAUUAAUAUAGUUACGCAUAUAGUUAUACUUCUAAACUUUAUUCUGGCCAGAAGUAAAAGAUUAUUUCUUUGUAAUGCCUUUUUCAGUUGAACCGAGACUGAGUUUAAGCUAAAUUCGAUUGUAUUAGAAUGUUUCAGCAGAAAUGAUUGACCACAUAGAUUGUGGGUGUAAAUGAUUAGUUCAAAAAAUCUUUUGGAUAAAUUCUGCAUAUAUUAUGCAAAAGUGUAUCAUAUUAUGCAAGAACAACAACAUAAAAAAACCCACAGCGUUUCGUUGCCCAUGUCUCAAACCUAAAAUGAAGGUGGUAAAGCUGUAAUGUCCUCGAUGGAGGAACAUGUAGACAUGAUGUACAUACUCCACCUCCCACACUUAGUUUCUACAGCUUGUGUCAACGUUAUAAAGCUAUUGCAUGUGAGAUUUAUUCACAUUUUCGUCUCAGUAUAUGAUUUGCAAGCGCAAAACUGCACAAUCAGAAACGUAUUUGCUUUUUGCCUUCAUGUGCUGUUCUUGAAACACAACAUUCAUUUCCAUUCUCAAGAGGGCACUGCUUUUUGCAAGUACGCCUUAUUUCCUUGUAAAGAUGUAUCACUCCUUAUGAAGAAAUGGAAAAUGAUGGGUAUUUAUUAGGCAUAAUUAUUGUAUGUUUUGAUCUACAAUGCUUUUGAAAGUGUUUCUUAAUUUCGUCAGUUAUGUUGUACAUAUUUUUCAGCUUAAAUGGUACUACAGAGCAAACCGAGCUGCUUUUUUUUAAAAUAUAUUUUCACGCUCAACAGGUAAAAGCUGUUCAUUUCAUUCAAGUCAUUUGACAGUAGUUUGUCAUUUCAAAAUAAAAGUUCAGCUUUUUCUUA